Solanum pennellii is the source of this 835-nucleotide messenger RNA. Its product is annotated as N-terminal acetyltransferase B complex catalytic subunit NAA20. The transcript is spliced from 6 exons. Bases 84 to 608 code for a protein of 174 amino acids. Lineage: Eukaryota; Viridiplantae; Streptophyta; Magnoliopsida; Solanales; Solanaceae. Gene Ontology annotation, cellular component: NatB complex. The record is from RefSeq and is a predicted model, not a curated record. Gene Ontology annotation, biological process: N-terminal peptidyl-methionine acetylation. Gene Ontology annotation, molecular function: protein-N-terminal amino-acid acetyltransferase activity.
UGGUCCAUUAACUGGUUAUCGCCCUUACAGAUUACCAGAAGAGUUCCGUAGAGAGAGAAAGAGACGAAGAAGAGAGAGAAAGUAUGACGACGAUUCGUAGAUUCAGCUGCAAUGACUUGCUUCGCUUCGCGUCAGUGAAUUUGGAUCAUCUUACUGAAACUUUCAACAUGUCAUUUUAUAUGACUUACAUGGCAAGAUGGCCGGAUUAUUUCCAUGUUGCAAAAGCUCCCGGCGGCCACAUCAUGGGAUACAUUAUGGGAAAAGUUGAAGGGCAAGGUGAAUCUUGGCAUGGUCACGUUACUGCAGUAACUGUGGCUCCUGAAUAUCGGAGGCAGCAAUUAGCCAAGAAAUUGAUGUACCUGCUGGAAGAAGUCAGUGAUAAGAUCGAUAAGGCUUACUUUGUGGACUUGUUUGUGAGAGCAUCAAACACACCAGCCAUAAAGAUGUACGAGAAGCUUGAUUACGUAGUAUAUAGGCGAGUUUUACGCUAUUACUCAGGGGAGGAAGAUGGUUUGGAUAUGAGAAAGGCACUAUCGCGAGAUGUAGAAAAGAAGUCUAUCAUCCCUCUUAAACGACCGGUAACUCCAGAUGAAUUGGAGUAUGACUGAGUCAGUAAGAGUUGUUACCCCAUGUAAUCUUAUCUUUCAAGAAGCUAAGUUUAGGUAUCGAGAAGUCUUGUCUAGAAAUGUAUGAGAUGAAGGAGUCUGGGUUCUUUAUCUAUAGUACUCUUGUGCCAUUAAGUACUACGCAUAUUAUGUUUAAGAACCAAGUGCUAGAAUUUCUGGCCUUGUGUAUGUUCUUUUAAUAUAUUAAAUUGUUUAAUUUUUGUGACUUA